CAACACAAAUGGAAGCUACUACUGUCAGUGUCCGCUGGCGUUUGCUGGAGACAACUGUGAAAUGCAUUGUGAUCACCACAACAUGAACCUUGGUUUCAUGGUGGAUGGGUCUGCAACCGUGGAACUUCGCGGUGAAGGAAAUUUCAACAAGUCCCUCGAGUUCGUGGCCAACUUGAUCGCGUCUUUUGAUGUAUCUGAUAAUACAACAAAUCCUGGAAUGGUUGUUUUCUCCGAAGAUCCUCACCUAGUGUUUAAUUUUUCGGAACAUAAAAAUUCUGCAGAUGCAAUGGCUGCAGUCCAAAUGGCUACCUAUCCAGGCCGUGGAAGGAAAACUGGAAAAGCCCUAAACUUCGUUCGUCGUAACUUGUUUUCGGAUUCUGCAACUCAAAACAAUAAACUGAAUUAUCUCAUCAUCCUAGCAAGUGGUGCUUCAUACGAUCUGGUGAAAACACCAGCAAAGUUGCUGCGCGAAAAGAACGUCACCAUUUUCACCAUAGGGGUUGGUGAGGACUAUGACGUCGACGAGCUGAAACUGAUCACUGGUGAUAAUGGCACGCGAGUAUAUGAAACAUCGUUUAAAGAUCUUGGAGAUUUGAACAGCAAGUUGAAAAAGGAAGUCUGUCGAUUGCAAGAACUUAACAAAUGCAGCUCCUCACCUUGCUUAAAUGGUGGCACUUGCAUCAACACUGGUCAGAAUUUCCGCUGCGUCUGUCCACGUAAUUUCUAUGGAAGCCGGUGUGAGCUUGGUUGUGGACUUACAGAACUGGGUCUCAAAACUCCAAACACACGUCGAGUCCCAGACAAGUACAUUUCGGCAUCAUCGCAGAGAGACAGUAACCACGCGGCUCACCGAGCGAGGGUUGGCAUCGAAGUUAUCGGUAGCUGGGAGGAUGGUUGGUGUUCAUCACAAACUGACACUGCACCCUACAUCCAAGUGUUCUUUGAAUACUUAACGAAUAUCACUGAGAUUGAGACCGAAGGUGUUCAAGAUGAAACAACAAACUUAUGGGUUGAAAGCUAUUAUGUAUCAACAAGUAACAGCACUGACGAGGCGUCUUUUGUCGAAUAUACUGAAGAAGGCGAGACAAAAUUAUUUGAAGCCAACAAAGAUGUUUCAGCGACAACCGUCAGUCUCCAUAGCACCAAUGCUCACUUUAUCAGAAUUCAUCCAGUGAACCACACCGGACAGUUUGCCUGCAUGCGGUUAGCUCUGUAUGGAUGUGACAAAGGAGAGGGUUUCAUGGAGUUUCCACGCACGCCUCUACAGAGAGUAAACGACGCUCCGCUGACUAAAGAUCCUCUGUUUGAUACACGUUUAGCAGUGAUACCCGUGGCAGUGUUCGUUGGUCUUCUCGUGAUGUCACUG
This is a messenger RNA of Orbicella faveolata, 1366 nucleotides long. RefSeq lists its product as uncharacterized. Lineage: Eukaryota; Metazoa; Cnidaria; Anthozoa; Scleractinia; Merulinidae. The record is from RefSeq and is a predicted model, not a curated record. Gene Ontology annotation, molecular function: calcium ion binding.